Serpula lacrymans var. lacrymans S7.9 is the source of this 363-nucleotide messenger RNA. RefSeq lists its product as uncharacterized. Bases 1 to 363 code for a protein of 120 amino acids. The transcript has a single exon. The record is from RefSeq and is a predicted model, not a curated record. NCBI's taxonomy places the organism in Eukaryota, Fungi, Basidiomycota, Agaricomycetes, Boletales, Serpulaceae.
AUGCCCCGUAUGCAACAGGACUUCAAAGUAACUGGCUCUCAAUCAGAUCUGCUGGCAGGCCACAAUAAUUAUAGCCUGAGUAGUGUUCACUCGAUGGACCCUACCACUAUGAGGAGUUGUCUGCAAUCAGAUGGCCAGGUGAGCCAUCACCAGGAAAUUGAUUCCUUCCGCACUGUGAAACCACCCCCUCGGCAGGAUGAUUGUACGGGCAUGGCCCUGCAUAUUGGGAUGUUCCAUCCAAAUUCUAUUCGGCCUAACAUACCAAGUUCUGCAUCAAGCCCGGCAUCAAAUUCAUCAAGUGCUGCAUACUGGAAUGGGUUAGAGGAUCUGUUGGUUGAGUUUAGCCAGGUGGUGUUAAAUUGA